GUUUGUUGGAUAAUGGCCCAAUAUUUUACUAUGUACUAUUGGUUAUAGACUGUAUGACUAGAUAUAAAGAUUUCGUUUUUUUAACAUCAAAAAGUAGUGAAGAAGUCGCAAAAGCAUUUAAGAGUAUAUAUGAUAAUCCUGACAAUCCUCUUAACUGGGCUCGGCUAUUGCAAUGUGACGAAG
This is a messenger RNA of Racocetra fulgida, 183 nucleotides long. NCBI's taxonomy places the organism in Eukaryota, Fungi, Glomeromycota, Glomeromycetes, Diversisporales, Gigasporaceae. The record is from the annotation of a GenBank genome assembly.